AGCACAAUUUUAAAUUUAACACAAUAGUCACAUCUAUUUUCUUAUGCAAAAUAAACUAUAAUUGCAUUUUCCUCGGAAAAGACAGAGUCGACAUAUUCUAUUCUGUCCUGUUUCAGCUAGGAAUCUUUCGAGGACUUGGCCAGCUAGGAAUCUUUCGAGGACUUGGCCAAUGAUUUCUCUCGGAUUUGUUCUUGUUCCCAUUGCUUCUGAUAGCUCCUUCCGCUUGUUUCCAUGGCUUCCCUCUCGUCUUGCUCCAAAUUUGUCUCGCAUGACCCACGAGUUCCCUCAAAGGUCCAUCAUCAUUCGCACAACUCAAACGUAUUUUUCCCCAUUCUUUCACAUUCGGGACUUAGAUUUGGGAUUUCUCAACAUGGGUCGCAUACAAAAAUAAGAACUUUGAGAAGUUCUAAUCACUCUGAAGCUUUGGUUGAUUCUACUGCUCAAAUAUCCGAUGUUCCAAACUUGUCUUGUUUAGAGGCCAUUGAAAGGCUAAAAACAAACCGAGAUACCCAAAAGGGCAAGCAGCAAUUCCUGGCCAUGUACUCUAGUGUUUUUGGUGGAAUAACAACAGAUCCAGCAGCUAUGGUGAUCCCCAUUGAUGACCACAUGGUCCACAGGGGGCAUGGUGUUUUCGAUACUGCAGCCAUCAUGAAUGGAUACCUCUACGAGUUGGACCAACACCUUGACCGAAUUUUAAGGUCUGCAUCAAUGGCCAAAAUUGAACUCCCAUAUAAUCGUGAAAGAAUAAGAAGAAUACUGAUACAAACUGUCAGUGCUUCCAAGUGUAGAAAAGGAUCACUGAGAUACUGGCUCUCUGCAGGACCUGGUGAUUUCCAACUAUCCCCAUCUGGCUGCCAUCAACCAGCUCUUUAUGCUGUUGUAAUCCAAGAUCAAUCACCGUUUGAUUCAAAGGGCAUCCGAGUAAUAACUUCAUCAAUCCCAAUAAAACCUCCUCAAUUUGCUACCAUGAAAAGUGUGAAUUACCUCCCAAAUGUGCUUUCAAAGAUGGAGGCAGAAGAAAAUGGUGCAUAUGCAGCUAUUUGGCUGGAUAGUGAUGGAUUUGUUGCUGAAGGGCCUAACAUGAAUGUGGCGUUUGUUACAAAGCGGAAGGAACUUAUUAUGCCUAGUUUUGACUAUAUUCUAAGUGGGUGCACGGCUAAGAGAGUUUUGACUCUUGCUGCAGAACUGGUUAGGGAGGGGAAGCUUGGGGAAAUCAAAGUAAGAAAUGUGAGUGUGGGGGAAGGGAAGGAAGCUGAUGAGAUGAUGCUUAUUGGCAGUGGAGUUCUUGUUCGGCCUGUUGUGCAGUGGGAUGAGCAGGUCAUUGGUGAUGGCAAAGAAGGUCCUGUGGCUCUCAGUCUCUUGAAUCUCAUUAUUGAGGACAUGAAAUCCGGUCCCCCUACAGUUCGUGUGCCUGUUCCUUACUAAGCUUGAUGCGGAGUUCUGUCCUUCAACCUUUAUUGCAAGUUCUACCAUCCUUUAUAACAAAUAAGUGCAUUAAAUUUUGGCAUGUUGCCCUUUAACUGGAGGGUAUCCGGUACAAAAUUAUCAAAAAAAUGUGUGAAAUGAUAAUUUUACCCUUAUGAUAUAAUGGACUGGUUCAUUUUGAACGGGAGAGGAUCAUUUUGUCGCAAUGUCAGGUUUGAUGAUAGCUUUCUAUUUGGUAUUGUAUUAAAGACAUAAUAGCAGUGAGAAUCAGUUGUACUUACCAGCAAUGUAAAUGUAAGGUUUUCAAUUUUUAUCUUUUUAAUGCAAUAGUACUGUUCUUUU
Corylus avellana is the source of this 1767-nucleotide messenger RNA. It is a transcript of the gene ADCL, whose product is annotated as D-aminoacid aminotransferase-like PLP-dependent enzymes superfamily protein. Lineage: Eukaryota; Viridiplantae; Streptophyta; Magnoliopsida; Fagales; Betulaceae. The record is from RefSeq and is a predicted model, not a curated record. Gene Ontology annotation, molecular function: catalytic activity. Gene Ontology annotation, biological process: carboxylic acid metabolic process.